Molecule: messenger RNA, 961 nt
Organism: Paramuricea clavata
Lineage: Eukaryota; Metazoa; Cnidaria; Anthozoa; Malacalcyonacea; Plexauridae
Source: the annotation of a GenBank genome assembly
CGACUGAUCACACAAGGAUAUUUUUAAUAGAUUUAUAAGUCAGUUUAAAUGCAACACAACUAUAGCAUAGUAUACCAGCUAGAGAGAGAUGUCGAUGAAAGGCGGUUUAGUUGCUUUUAUGUUAUACUUUACACUUCCGCUCCUGGUCUAUGCUUACUUGAGUGGUGUUACUCUUGAUCUAACGAAUCUUGAUGUCAAAGAACUUUUAAUCGACGGAAUUCCACAAAUCGUUUUAUGUAUGAUUAUCCUGACUGUUCCUGCUACAUGUUUUACACAGAUUCAAGCGAAAAAGCUCGAUCAUAACAAAUUGAGUAAAGCGGACCUUUGGACGCUGUUGUUCCUUUCCUCUGGGCUCAUUCUCCUCACAGUCCUCUGUGGAUAUGAGAGUAUAAGUGCACCGAGUUUAGUCACCACUACCGAGUACAGAAUUUCAAUCAUGAUAUCGUUCUCAUUUUUUCCACUACAGCUACUGUUUCUAGAGAAGAAAGCUGACCAAACUAGGGCCAAGCGAGGGGACCAAGGUCUGUUGCCAUUUUGCCCAGCCAUAGUGGAUCUCUACGAUGGCAAUGACAUGCUCAUCACAAAGUUGCAUUCAACAAACCCGGUGUGGGUACAAGUUGCGAUUUGUUUGGCUGUUAUAACGUUCUUCAUUCCUUCUUUGUGGGAAAUAUAUUAUCGCAGAUAUCCUGAACUAACAGAAGGGUCUGGGUCAACCUUGUCAGAGCAAAGAGUUAGGCUUGCUCAAUGUGUUUCCAGUUGUAUGUUCCUCGCGCUUCGCGUAGUAUUGUUUGCAUACAACCCACAUGAAAUUGGUUUCGCUAUCAAGACUAUCAUUAGAGUGUACUGCCAUUACGAAACAUUGUCAUAUAUCCAGCAAGACCAGCAUAAAAAAAGACCAUGCAAUAGUCUAAUCUAGAUUGAGUCAAAACGAUUAUUUCUGAUUAUUUAUACGGAGUUCUGG